Telopea speciosissima is the source of this 1506-nucleotide messenger RNA. RefSeq lists its product as uncharacterized. The transcript has 7 exons. NCBI's taxonomy places the organism in Eukaryota, Viridiplantae, Streptophyta, Magnoliopsida, Proteales, Proteaceae. The record is from RefSeq and is a predicted model, not a curated record. The coding region runs from base 1 to 1308 and encodes 435 amino acids.
AUGGAGUUCAAUGCUGAGUCAGAGAUUUGCGAAAAAUGUGGCGUCGAGGGUUACUCAGAACUUCUGGUUUACUGUUCCCAGUGUAAAGUGUCCCUUGAGCAUCGCUACUGCUUAGACAAGUUGCCAGAACAAGAUGUUCUAGAAGUCAUUUGGUCAUGUGAGCAAUGUGCACCUAGGGCAUCAUCUCCCUUCAACGGGCUUGGUUUACAUCAAUCUACGAGAAGUGAAUGUCUGAGGAAUAGGAAGAGGAAAAAGACGAUCAAUUUCUCAGAAGCUGAGAUACAUGUGCAGAAUUGUGACAAUGCUACUGUAAUACAAUCUCAUAAGGUUUGUUUGAAGGGAGACACACAGAUGAAUGACAAUGUGCCUGACCCUGCAGAGGUAGCAACUGAUCCUCUUCCAUGUGAGGAAAACUAUAUGCAGUGCUCUUCUGAUGGUAGUAGUGAAGAAGCUAUGAAGUCGAAAAAACAGAGAAGAAAAUUAAUACUGUAUGAUGGGGGGAGUUCAGAUGAGGAUACUGAAUCUGCCAAAGACAGCGACUCUGCAGUAGUGCCAGAUGUCAGGAAUGCUCCUUUUGGCUGCUCAAGCCAUGAACUAUCUCCAGAAUGUCAUUACUAUGGCCCUGCACAGCCAAUCAUUGAUCCUAUCUGGAGGGGUUGCUUUAGCAUAUGUAAUGAAAAAUCUGGUAAAGUAGUAGGUACUAUUGCCCAUUUAUCAAACAAAGCAUGCUUCAAAGUAUUUGAGGGGGCAAAUGCACUGCCAGUUUUGGUUGGAGUGGAAAUGCUGCCAAGGCUUAAUGCCUGGCCAAAAAGUUUCAGAAGAUCAUUGCCCACUGAUGAGAGUAUUGGUCUUUAUUUCUUCCCUGAAAGCAAAUGUGAUGAAGCAGUAGUGUUUGAUGGGCUUCUCCAUGAAAUAAUUGAUCGGGACCUUGCACUGAAAUAUGUAACUGAUAAUGCAGAGCUCCUAAUCUUCUCUUCUCUUCAAUUGCCACUACUAUUCCAGAGAUUUCAUGGGAAGUAUUAUCUCUGGGGUGUAUUUAGGGGGAAGCAAGUUUCACUUCCCCCACAACCAGCUGACCAUAUUUUGAUACAAGAAAACAGCAUCGAGUGUGCCAUGCCAUCUACAUCAGCGCAGGUAAUUUUGGCAGCCGAAAAGGGAGGGACCCCCAUUAAGACCUGGAGCCAGCGGAGUCCUGUCAGUCCAUUAAGCAUGAGAAGCAUCUAUGGGACCUUGAGAAGCAGCAUGCAUAUGAAGGAGAGGAAAAGCAACAUGCAUAUGAAGAAAAGAGGAAAAACAGAAAGAAUAUGAAGAAGAGGAAAAGCUGGAUGAAUAUGAAAAAGGGGAGGUGAAGAUGGAAGCUUGUGAUGUGGUUUUAUCACACAAUUGGCGAACGAACCAUGGCUGGAUUCGUUUGAUGCAAGCAAGCAAGGAAAAUUUUGAUAUUCGUCGAACCCUGUUUGGAGUUGUUUUCAUUUGGAAUGGAAGAUAUUGCUCUUGUUUCAGAAG